UUUUUACUGAUAUAUCAUAUGCUUCUUUGAGCCUUAUCUUAUAUUUUUUCAUAUUUUUAAGUAGAGGUUCUACAUCAUCAUUUCCUUUAAGUUUUAGUGCCAUUUCCGUCAAAGCAAUCAAAUUUUCAUUUUCAAUUAUUUCAUUGGACCAUGUUACAUUAUUAGAUUUUCUGCCUUUUGGCUUAACCAUAGUUUUUAAAAUAGGACAGGUUGUAUCUAAGUGAUAUUUAAGAGUUAACAUGAAAUUAUCAAAGGCAGUAUUAACAUUUCUAGAGACCAAGGUGUCUUCCCAAUGUUCAUUAUGAAGGGCUAUCCUUAAAUGUCCUAAAUUUUGCUCAUUUAAAUUUCUACCUAUUUGAAAUAUUUUAUGAACUUUUGGUUUCGAAACAUCCACUUUAAUUUGAAGAAUUUCAUGGUCCAAUAUUCCAUAGUUUCCUAACGUAUUUUUACUAAUGAUGUUUUUACUAUUUGAAAAGAUAUUAUCAAUAGCAGAGUCGUUACCAGACAUAAGGUUUUUUCUUGUGUAACAAUUAAACAGUUUACUAAGACAUGCAGUAUCAAAUAGAUCUAGUAAUUCUUUUGAUUUAAAAUUCAUAUUAGACAAAUUCACAUUAAAGUCUCCUAUGACAAAAACCUCAUUAACUAAGGGAUCUACCUUUAUGAGGGCUUCUUGAAGUAUAUCAACAAAUUUGUUCCACUUCUCAACAGUUGGAUUAGAUGGAGAUCUGUAUACUGCCAUUAAGAUAAUAUUUUUGUCCUUGAAAUUGAUUCUGAUAGCAGUUAUUUCACAAAUAAGAUCGGUUUAUAGAGAUUUAAUAUCUGUUAGUUCUUCAGUGAAGGCUGAUAGAAAUGGGUUAGUUAAAAUCAUAACUCCACCUCCUCUAAUGUUGGAUCUACAGGUUACUGAUGCUUUGGAAAGGAAGUCCAGAUUAAAAAUUUUGCAUUCCUCUUCUUGCAGCCAAUGUUCAGUAAUUACUACUAUAUCUGGACUGCUAUCUUGGUUAAUUUUAUUUAUUAAGUUGAUUUUGUUUCUAAUAGAACGUGCAUUUAUUGACAAGAUGUUUAUUCCCGAGUCCCUCCUAGUCAAAAAGGCCAAAACCGUAAUCCUCAUCCUCUUCUGAUUCUACAGUUUGGAUCUUGUUGAGUUGUUCUUUUGUUACCGUUUUUGACCAAUUCUUGUUCACUAUUUUGUAGAUUUCUUUUACGACCUUUUCUUUUCCUUUCAAGUUUAGAUGCAGACCAUGUUCCGUGUAGUGGUAUCUUCCUAGUAGUUUUGUUAGGUCUAUGAGAUGUACUCUGUCAUUGGUAUCCAAUUUAGUGGCUUCAUCUUUUAUUAAUUUCUCUAAUUCUUCAUUGUACUCUAGUAUGUCAUCUCUAUAUCUUUCCUCAUCAUCAAAUCUUAAAGGGGCAUUUACUAUAAUUACAUUGGUAUGCUUAGACUGGCUGAUCAUCUCUACUCUUUGCUUGGAAAAUAGAUUGCUAUCAUUCGUACCAGACAUGAAGACUAUGUAGUCGUCUGGAGAGAGGUGUGCCGUGUUUUCAUUAAGGUUUUCUACAAUAUUUUCUGUGGUCGCACUUGGUUUGGACACUACAAGGGUGUCAGCUUCUCUAAUUUCUUGAUGAAGAAUGCUUCCCAUUAGCUUUACUUGACUGUCCCCAUGGAUUUCUAUUUUGGUUUUAUUCAAUUUGAAGUUGUGUGGAACCACCUCAAACAGGUAUGACAACCACAAAGCUCAUGUCAGAAAGUGUAAAGAUAAGCAUCUGUCUUCUGGUAGCAAGUCCAUAGAAGAAGAAUCGAAACAGGAAAAAAAUUCCUCAAAUGGAAUCAAGAAAUCAAAGUCCAAAACACCAUGUCUGUUUCCUGACUGUGAUUUAGAGUUUUUUCAUAAGAAGAGUCUCCUUGAACAUCUAAAAACUGUCCAUGAAGGGGUAAAUUUACAAGACCCUGUUUCUAAACAAUUAACUCUACUGAUGAAUUUCAUGUUUGGAAAGAUGAAGAACAAGCCAGAACAUUCUCAUAUUUCAGCAAAAAAAGUGGACAAAAUGCAAGUAAAAUACAAUAUUUUUAUUGCCAACAUGAUGGCGUUUCCCACUCAGCAAGGAAAACAGGGCGUGUUAAGUUAGUGGGCAAAGUAAAAGUGGGACAUUAUUGCAUUGCUAAAAUGCAAGUCUGGAAAGACACAGAAGAUAAGAUCAAUCUGCUUUAUUACCCAACUCACAGUCAUCACUGUUCACCCUCUGAUCUUGUCCAUCAGCCUCUAUCAAAGAAAGAUGACAUGUACAUUAAUGAAAAAAUAGCGUGGGGAGUAUCACCAACUAAGAUUUUGAGGGACAUUCAAAAGAACUGCAUUCCAACAACAUCCAGUCUUGACCAAAUUCAAAAUUUCAAAGCUGCAGUUAAAACGAAGAAAAGAAUCAGGGAAAGAGCAAGAAAAAGAAGAGAAAAGAGGAGAUAUCAUAAAGAUGAAGCAAAGGCUGUCUUUCUUAUGGUGAAUGAGCUUAGUAAAGACCGUGAUUGUGUAGUUUUAUACAAGCCUUAUGGACAUGAUGUUCAAAUUGGUCCCAAGGAGAUUAAUUCAUUGCCUGAUCACAAACAAUUGUUCAUGCUUGGUCUACAGACCAAAGAGCAGGCUGCACUGAUGGUUGAGCACAGCCACAAAAUAGUGCUUGUCGAUGAAACACACGGGACUAAUCAUCAUAAAUAUCAGUUGUUGACCCUCAUGAUCAUCGACGAUAAUAACAGAGGAUGGCCUGUUGCUCACUUGAUAUCAAGUAAGAGUGAUGCUGAUACUCUCCAGUACUUUUUUAGAGCCCUGAAAGAGAAACAUGGCAAUGCAGACAACCUUAACUUAAACUGCAUUAUAUCCGACGAUGAUUCAGCCCUAAUAAAUGCUAUGGACCUUGGGUUUGAGGGCAAGUUAGGCUCGUUGCGCCAUAUACUGUGUAAAUGGCACUUAUUGCGUGCAUUUAAGAAGAACCUUCGAUCACAUGUGCCGAAAAGCUUUGUUGAUACUAUGAUGAAUGAGUUAAGAGUCCUUGUUAAUGAAACAGAUCAGAAGACUUUUUAUGAUUUGCAGGCUGGAUUCAUUGCCAAAUAUGAGAAUUUAGAUCAAUGCAAGAGCUUUAUCACUGAAUACUACCGUAAAUAUUAUGUGGAUCGGGUUACAAAGUGGGCAAUGUGUUUCCGGAACUUUCCCCAUGCAAACAUCAAUACAACAGGUCACAUUGAAUCGUUUCAUCAUCGCUUGAAGAAAGUCUACUUGAAGAGAAAAGUGAACCGCCGUCUUGAUGAUCUGGUCAACAUUUUGAUUGACAUUGAAUGGGAUGACAAAAUAAGAAGAGUUCGUGAGAGUGUUGUGGGCAUGGCUUAUCAACCACAUGAAAUUUUGGACAGGCAUAAGAGAGGCAUGCAAAUUAGUGAUGAAGAUCUAGUAAAAAUUGAUGAAAACACCUGGGACAUUAAAUCAUCUUCUGGUAAAGACAAUUAUUAUAUUGCUCGUUACCAUGAAAAAUGCCCAUUGGAUCACUGCUUUUUAAAAUGCACUCAAAUUUUAUGUGGUGGUCUGUGUUCUCAUAUUUAUUCAUGCUCUUGUAAAGAUACUAACCCUCUCUGUAAACAUGUUCACAAAUUGCAUUCUCUGCUGAUGAGAGACAUUGUGAAGCAGGUACGUGAUAAUGCCUGUAAUGUUGAUUUUGUUCCUGAUGAGCCCUGUAAUGAGGAAGCAUUUCAUAUUCCUAAGUCAACCCCUCCUGAAAAUAGAAGAACUCUCUCUCAUCAGUUUGUUGAGCUAGAGGAAAAUUUGUCACAACUUGCAGAAAUUUUAUCCUCUGCAAAAGGUAACCAGAGACCUCUUAAAAAUGCCAAUGCCAUUGAUCAUGCCACCACUGUGACUCGGGAACUUAUCUUGCAAUUAAAGUACAUGUGUGAAGAUGAUGAUGUUGAUGAAGUUCCGUUCAUGGAACCUGCAGUAAAAUUCAACUCCAAUGAAAAACUGAAGACCCAAGUGUCGCAAUUACUACCGUUUAAGAAACCAGCAGCUAAGAGGAAGAGGAAGGAGGCAGGAGUUAGUCCAGAACGAAAGAAAGCGAUCAAGAAAGACCUGCUGGGAAUUCUUGACAGUGACAAUCCGGAUGACCCUGGUAGCAGCUCUGAGCCACUUGGUUUCAUUCCAUCAGAUGAUCCUGGUAGGAGCUCUAAGUCUCUUACUAGUUUCACUCCACCUUUGAGUUUUGCACCAAACCCAUGUGAUGUCAUCUUGAAAUGUGGGUAUGAGCAAAUUUCGUUACUUGCUUUGAAAUCAUUGGAGUAUCAAAUGUCAGAUGAAGAAAAACAGGAGUGCAGGAUGCUAGAUCCAGCAUUUACCUGUGGCUGGCUCUAUUCAUCUGUUAUCAAUGCUUAUUUAAACUCACUUGAAGACCAGUAUCCAUUGUGUCUCGCAUUAUCUUCAGAUCUUGCUAUCCGCGCCUCAAGAGGACAAUCAAACCUACGUGUAUUGCAGAAGAGCUUUGCUGAUAGUCAAAAAGAUGUUGUACUUCUCCCUUGUAAUCUGUCAGGGUAUCAUUGGUGCAUCAUUGCAGUCCAUUUAACAACCCCAAAGAUUUUAUAUUAUGAUCCUCUGCAAGGAGAAUUAAGUCAGCCAACACAAACCCUGUUGUUCCAGCUUAGUAAGGAUUUGAAUUCACUCCUUCCCUUGAAUUCUGGGUGGAAGACUAUUGUGUAUGUAAAGGCCGUGAAGCAAGAUGACUCGUACAACUGCGGUGUUUAUGCAUGCGCCUUUGCUGAACAAAUGGCGAGAAAAUCCCUCCCAUUUCAAAAGCCAACCAACAUAAAUGCUUUUCGGAAAAAAAUUUAUGAUUCUAUUGUUGGUGGCUGCUUGAGGGACAUGAAUUUAGAACAAUGUUCUAUUUGUUAUGAAGAUUUUUCACAACAAUUUGAAAAUGACAACAGAACUUGGAUUUCCUGUAAAAGAUGUGACAAAUGGUUUCAUGACGAUUGUGUGACUAAUUCUACUGUGCAUUUUGUCUGUCCGUCCUAAAAUAUUCCUUUUUCUUGUUAAUUAAACCAUUUUAUUUUGAAAAAAAAUUCUCAUUUAAUCU
Molecule: messenger RNA, 5097 nt
Organism: Frankliniella occidentalis (western flower thrips)
Lineage: Eukaryota; Metazoa; Arthropoda; Insecta; Thysanoptera; Thripidae
Exons: 1
Coding region: 2163-5036 (957 amino acids)
Biological process (GO): proteolysis
Molecular function (GO): cysteine-type peptidase activity
Source: RefSeq, a predicted model, not a curated record